Messenger RNA from Sebastes umbrosus (honeycomb rockfish), 3237 nucleotides. It is a transcript of the gene oxnad1, whose product is annotated as oxidoreductase NAD-binding domain containing 1. Gene Ontology annotation, molecular function: oxidoreductase activity. Gene Ontology annotation, cellular component: mitochondrion. The coding region runs from base 223 to 1158 and encodes 311 amino acids. The transcript is spliced from 8 exons. Lineage: Eukaryota; Metazoa; Chordata; Actinopteri; Perciformes; Sebastidae. The record is from RefSeq and is a predicted model, not a curated record.
GCUAGCUGUCAGCAUGACAGAGGAGUGUGAUGUAAGUUAACUAGCUAGGUGUCGUUUCACCUGACAUGGCAUGUUAAGUUACUAGAUUAUUCCUUUAGUCUGGUGUGUGGGGUGCCCUCCCACCCUUCACAUUGUUGAGGGACAUUGUUUGAAUUGACAGCUGCUCAAAUCAAUCAAUCAUUUAUUAAUGAUCAGGGUCGGUGGAGUUCGUCUGUCGGCACCAUGAGCGUCCCCCGGUUCUUGUCUUCCACUGCCCGAAGCCUCAGCCUGCCGGGUCCCACCGCCGGGCUUCUCUGCUGCCGACUGCUGGGCCACAGCUCCCUCACAAGAAGAAGAAAUAUGUCUUCCAAAAGGCAAAUGGACCAUCUAGAGAGAACAGCGAGCAACUCCAGACAAAAUGCUCUGUAUCCAGCUCAAGUAUGUGGCAUCAUAAACGUGUCAGAGACGGUGAAAUGUUUGAGAAUAGCAGUCCAUCCAGACUUCAGUUUCAAAGCAGGACAGUGGGUGGAUUUCUUCAUCCCCGGUGUGGAGAAGGUGGGAGGUUUCUCCAUUUGCUCCAGCCCGGGUUUGCUGCAGAAAGAGGGCGUCGUUGAACUGGGCGUCAAAUACGCCAAACACCCCCCAGCACACUGGAUCCACACAAUGUGUACAGUGGGCUCCCAGGUGACCAUGCGAGUCGGCGGAGACUUCUUCUUCGACCCGCUGCCCUCUGACCCCUCCGUGGAUUUGCUGCUAGUGGCCGGCGGCGUGGGGAUCAACCCCUUGUACUCGAUCCUGUUGCACACCGCCGAUCUGCUGCGCCUCAACCACGCCUCUGGUGGGCGGGAUUACAAUAUAGGCACUGCCCACCUCUGCUACAGCGCCAAGAACACCCAGGAGCUGCUCUUUAAGAGCUCCAUCAUUGAGGCGUGUCGGGAGUUCCCUGACAAGCUCUCCUGUGACCUCCACGUCACGCAACAGAGCACAGAUGUCGACUCGCACCUCCAGCCAUUUAUCAACCGCGGGAGAAUCACAGAGGAGGAGUUGCGGGCUCAUGUGGACCCACAAAGGACUUUGUGUUUCCUGUGUGGGCCCCCGCCCAUGAUCGAGGCACUUUCAAAAAACCUCAUGGACUUCGGCGUCCCGAAAGAGAGAAUCCUCUUCGAGAAGUGGUGGUAGACCUUCUUACGAUUCCCAGACACCUACAGGGUCGUCCUCCUGGAUUGUGUUCAAAGAAAGCAACUGAAAUAUUCCAGUGAUACGGAUGUUAAUAUGAAGACCUUCACCCUCCGAUCACUACUACUGCAACCUGUGCCUGAUCUGCGAUAGACCACUGGGACCAUCAAGCUAGCAGCUGACUCACAAUAGACAAGAUUUUAUUUCUUAUAAUUUAAAAAGGAGGACUGAGCAGACUGUAAAAUCUCAAUUUUAACAACAUUUUUCAGCUGAAUAUUGCAACACAUCUGCAACUGUGUAUGAUGUUACAGCUCUUACACAUCUGAUCUCAUUUCCAGCCUAUAUUUGCAUGACUGAGGUUCUUCUUGAACAAAUUAAAAGGUGAUGUUUUAGGGUGCUUUCACACCUGCAGUUGGGUUCAUUUGGUUCGGACCAAGACGGGAAAAAAUGAUACAUUAUUACAUUUUAGUUCUGGUACGGUUCUUGUUCACACUGACUUUUUACAAACAAACCAGAGGAGUAAACAUGACGUUAUACAGAGUGACAGGUAACUUGUUGAUUGGACAGUUUUGGCGAUUGUCAUCCUGCAUCAUCAGGACCCUUGUGGGGAAAUCUAAUUCCAGUGACUGACAGAAGUUUCUGCAGCACUUUAAUGCUCCAAAAUGACUAAAAUCACAUAUCCGCUAUCAUAAAAUCCUGUGGUUGGUUCAUUUGCUUUCACACCACAAACACACCGCACCAGAGUCCACUUGGAAGCGGACUGAGACCCAGGGUCUGAUUGACAACCUUCACACCAGCCCAAACGAACCGUACUAACCGAGAAAACGGACCUGAGUUUGUUUUAACCGAACCAAAGAGGUUAGGUGUGAAAGCACCCUCAGUCUUAGACCCAAUUUUCACCUAAAUGUUUUUAAUUAAUUUACUUGUGCGAGCAUGCCUUGAAGCAGUAAUUUUACAUUUUUGGAAAAAAAUUUUUUGCCAAGAGUUAGAUGAGUAAAGCUCAAGUGUCUCAUUUGUUUUACAAAAACCGAAGUGUAAAAACAGCACUUUGUGGUUGUAUGGGGAGUUAUGUGUCCAACUUUUUCCAAGGAAGUCACUGCACCCGUACAAGAAAUAGUCCGGCACAAAACCCCCCGUAAAACUGCAGCUUGUUGUUUUUGCACGGAUGAAACAUACACGAUAUAACAUGUGAAAUAGUGAGCUUUACGCAGAAUUUGUCAACUUUUUUUUACAGAGCCAACUAGCUGUUUACCCCUCUUUCCAGUUUUUAUGCUAAGCUAACCAGCUGCUGGCUUUAGCUUCAUAUUUAGUGGACAGAUGUGAUAGUGGUAUUGAUCUUCUCAUCUAACUCGGCAAGAAAGCGAGUGCAAGUGCAAUUCCUAAAAUGUCAAACUAUUGCUUUUAAGUCCCCAGGAUAUGGAGGAUCAGUAGCAAUCUGUACUAUACUACUACUAUACUUUACACUGUACAUAAGUGUUUGACUAACUCAUUUCCUUCCAUCAAAAUACCUCUGCUCAUUUGAUAAUGUGUUCUUAGAAGUGUUAUACUUUGUGUAUAUAUAACUCAGAGCUAUUUAUUUGCAGAACGUCAGAUUUUAGAGUUGUUUGGCUGAGUUACAUUGGAGCGAUUGUUUUUCACAUUUCACUCAACAUGCAAACUUCACACCGAGUGUAUUUUUAGAGUCAAAACCCAACAAUCUCCCACAUAUUGGCCAGUGUCCCUGCCUCAAUCACACACUGUUACAGUACAUGCAUACACGGUGCCCGCCUAUCUCACAUACACUUUGACUCAAUCACACACAUCCACAUGCCCAUAAACGGUCCCCGUCCCGGGGUGGAGUGAGUAUCCCAUGGCGCUCUGUAAUGGAACCUCCAGGUGGUCUCUGAUUGGCUUGGAUCGCUGAACAUCCCUCGGAGACGGUUGCGAGCUCCUUGUUGUCGUCUCUCAGCGGGUGUCACGCUGUUGAGACUCAUUUUCGAGUUGUUUUUGCGUUUCUUUCCUCAUAUGAGGAAAACGGUUUAUGCUGUUAACGUGAGAUUUAAAGGAAAUAAAAGAAAUGGAGUCAAUCUGUUUUUUUAAACA